Messenger RNA from Trichomycterus rosablanca, 2166 nucleotides. It is a transcript of the gene eif4bb, whose product is annotated as eukaryotic translation initiation factor 4Bb. Lineage: Eukaryota; Metazoa; Chordata; Actinopteri; Siluriformes; Trichomycteridae. The coding region runs from base 8 to 1852 and encodes 614 amino acids. The record is from RefSeq and is a predicted model, not a curated record. Gene Ontology annotation, molecular function: RNA binding. The transcript has 15 exons.
UUCCAACAUGGCGGCAUCAGCUAAGAAGACUAAGAAAAAGGGGAAGACUCUUACUCUGACCGACUUCCUUGCUGAGGAUAGUGGUGGUUCCGCACCACCCGCAUAUCCUGCUGCAAAGGCAACCAGUUGGGCAGAUGAGACAGAUGACCUAGAUGGAGAAGUGUCUACCAGCUGGCAAACUGUGGAAGAUUCAUACCGUGCUCCACCUAUUGAUCGGUCCAUCUUGCCCACGGCUCCUCGUGCAGCCAGAGAACCAAACGUUGACCGGUCUCGUCUGCCCCGCAGCCCACCCUACACUGCUUUUCUUGGAAAUCUGCCCUAUGACGUCUCUGAAGAAUCCAUCACAAAUUUUUUCAGAGGCCUUGCGAUCAGUGCAGUGCGAUUGCCACGUGAGCCCAGUAACCCAGAGAGGCUAAAGGGAUUUGGCUAUGCUGAGUUUGAUGAUGUUGAGUCACUCCUUCAGGCCCUUACCCUUAAUGAAGAGAACCUGGGCAACAGACGAAUACGUGUUGAUAUUGCUGAUCAGUCCAAUGACAAAGAGCGAGAUGGUGGUGGAAUGUCAGGAUGGGACAGAGACCGUGGGCGCGGUGGUGACGGUGGCCCAGAUAAAACCGAUUCUGAUUGGAGAGCUCGACCAAGUGUGGAACAGGAUGACGGAGCAUUGAAAGACAACGGCUAUGGGUCACGUGACCGGUACGAAUCAGAUCGAUUCCGGGACGGCCCAAGACGUGACGAUCGGUUUGGUGGUAGAGAUCGCUUUGAUGACCGAGAUCGCUAUGACGACAGAGACCGCAGGGAUCGCUUUGACGAUCGUGAUCGUAAGGAUCGCUUUGAUGAUCGAGGCGGCAGAGAUUACGAUCGUGGUGGUUAUGAUUCUCGUGGUGGUGGCGGGCGUCGAGCCUUUGGUAGCGGCUUUAGACGUGAUCACGACGACAAGCGAGAUGGUGAUCGCUAUGGAGAUGAUCGCUAUGAAAGACGGGAUGACAGGCGUGAAGAGAGAGCCCCAACUCAGAGGCCCAAGCUUAACCUGAAGCCACGCAGUAUCCCAAAAGAGGAAGAGCAGAGUGGAGGCUCUUCCCCACAGGCCAAUCCCAGUCGGUCUGCAUCCAUUUUCGGAGCUGCCAAACCUGUGGACACAGCUGUUAAGGAAAGAGAAGUGGAAGAGAGGCUGAAGAAAGAACAGGAGCGACUACAAAGACAGCUGGAGGAGGACAAACACAGGCCUACAGAGAGACGACCACGAGAUCGGGAUCCAAAGUGGCGCAGUGAGACACCCGGGAGUGAGCAUGAGCGUACACCAAGUGAAUCCACACAUCAAGAAGGUUCUAGCCAUCAAGAUCCUGAACAUUCUGAGAAUGAAGUCUUUAGUGGCGGAGAGAAUGAACCUUCCUCUCCCCGCUCCCACCCACCUGCCUCCUCCAACCAUGGAGCUGCCCCACUGAAAGCUAUGCCUGCCCCUCCCCCCAAGGAGAAUGCCUGGGCUAAACGGAGCACAGGGGCCGGGCCUAGUGCUGCACCGAAGCCAAGCGGCUCUUCACACUUGGCAGAUGAGGGAGUAUCAGAUGAGGCUCGGUUGGAUGCUAUAGGGUGCUGCAAAGGUGUGUCUCAGGGAAGAGGAGGAGGGUCAGGGAGAGGAGGUGGAGGGAGGGGCCGAGGAGGAGAUGGGCCUAAUCGAGACAGGCGACGAGAACCUACAGACAGGAAGGAGACCGGGCAAGAUCGAGAGCCCAACCCAUCACCAGAGCCAAAGAAAUAUGAGGAAACUGCACCACCGAAAUUCAGUUCAGCCGGUAAAUAUGCUGCACUCCUGAUUGAUGGUGAUCAAGAAGAGAACGAAGAGGGUGAAGAUUAAACAAGAAAGGAGAACGUACACAAGAGAGUGCACAAACGCAAGCGAAAAAAGAGUGAAGAGUAAAAAUGAUCAAAUAUUUGAUCAGCUAGUAUCUGAGAGAAGGUGGUGACUGACUGAGAAGACGGUGACAAAGCUUCUGCAAGUGCUGUUCUUGAUGUUUAAUGAAGUUUCUAAAUGUAUUCCAAAAUUUGAUUAGUUUUAAUUAGUAACAGUAAAGAACAGCUUAACUAGACACUCAUACAUAAAUUUAGGAGUUUAAAAAUUAUUAAUUUGCAAAUCAUUGUUAUAAAUAAAUGAUAUAAAAGGGUGUUAAA